ACCUGAUGCAGAAGUCUUCUAGCCUUCUGUAGAUAAACAAGGCGCCAUUAGAAGCUUUAAUACCAUCAAUAAUGUGGCCAACGUCCUGUUAGUGGGUCCUUAGAUUUAGAGCAAAGUUGUAAUUAUUAUGCCACACACAUAAUAAUUUGUGAUUUCUCCACGCUAUGGAUCGCUGGAGAGGCAAAACGGCUCUCAUUACCGGCGCAUCUUCCGGAAUUGGCUUGGCCACCGCGGAACGGUUGGCUCGUUCGGGGAUGACGGUGAUUGGAUGUGCCCGUAACAUUGCGCCAAUCGAGGAGCUCCAGCAACGUACACUCGGCACCGGCGUGGUGCACGCCAUCCGCUGUGAUGUCACGCAGGAGGCGGAGAUUGUCGCCAUGUUCAGGGAGAUUGAGGGUGUCCAUGGAGGUGUGGAUGUCCUGGUGAAUAAUGCCGGCUUGGCGCACUCCGAUGAUUUGCUGACGCGAAGCGUGGGGCAGUGGCGCCAAAUGGUUGACACAAAUAUUCUGGGUUUGUCGACUUGUGCGCGUGAAGCCGUGAGACUUAUGGUCAAACAUGGCAUUCGCGGUGGCCACAUUAUCAACAUGAACAGUGUGUCCGGGCAUAAAAUCAACGACUACAAUGCCAUUCACUUUUACGCCGCUACGAAACACAUGGUGACGGCGCUAACCGAGGGCCUGCGCCGUGAAGUAGCCGCCCUGGGCACCAGCAUCCGCGUUACCGUACGAAGUCUCAGCCCCGGCGCAACGCUUACCGAUUUUGCCAAUCGUUGGCUGGGUGAAGCAGCCGUCCGUGAUACGCCCUACGUCAAGGAGGGAUUCACGUUUCUGGAGAGCGGCGAUAUAGCCGACGCUAUUGUUUACGUGCUCAGUGAGCCGGCGCAUGUGACCGUGCAAGAGAUGAUCCUUGUACCCACGGAGCAAAAAAGCGGCUGACACACAGACUGCUUACAUAACUUGUGACGAGGUGCGACGAUCCUUGGGCACGGUUUGCCCGCGAACAAGUUAAAAAUAAAUUUCUGCCUAAAUGUUUAUUGGUAUAUGCACUUAGUGUUCCAAUAAAAAUUGUCGGGACGAGUAAAUUUUUCUCGUUCGACACACCGGCCUUAAAUCAAAACAAAUGUACAUAAUUGGGAGGCUAGGGUAGCUUUUGAAUACGAAAUUUAAUCAUUGGCGAGCAUUCAGAAAAUUGUUUAUGGGAAAUUUUAAUUAUUAUGUACCUGCUAAUGUUUAGUUGCCAUCUUACAGCCGUUAUAAAAUUGU
This is a messenger RNA of Paramacrobiotus metropolitanus, 1262 nucleotides long. Its product is annotated as dehydrogenase/reductase SDR family member 11-like. The coding region runs from base 165 to 935 and encodes 256 amino acids. The transcript has 5 exons. NCBI's taxonomy places the organism in Eukaryota, Metazoa, Tardigrada, Eutardigrada, Parachela, Macrobiotidae. The record is from RefSeq and is a predicted model, not a curated record.